AUGGAUAACGGAGAGAGUAGAGAUCAGCGAGGCGCCGCUGAAGGAGCAGCGGCCAUGGAGACAGAAACAGUGCGAAAUAAGCAGGGGAAGAAGACGGGUGGCAAAAGCAAACCGAGAAAGAAUCAGAAUGAGGAACAGAAAUCAAAGCCACCCAAACCUUCUGAUAUCGACGACAUGGCGGGAAAUGAAUUGGAAAAUAACGGAGGGAGAACACUGCCUUGGAAAGCUGGAACAAUGGAUAAAGGACCUCAGACAAAAACAGUGGAAAACCAGCAGGGGAAAAAGACAGGCAGCAAGAGAAACAUGAGACAGAAUCAGAAAGAGAAACGGAAAUCAAAGUCACCUCAAGUUCCUGAUAUCGACGAAAUGAUGGAAAAUGACAUUGAGAAUGAUGAAGGGAGAACACUGCCUUGGAAAGAAAGAUCUUUUUGUCACUUCACUUGGAAUCUGAAAGUUCCUGUUACUACCGAUUACCAGCGAAUUAUACGGAACAUAGAUCAUGAUUUAGAAGAGACACCAAACCUAUUAAGGAUAGAAGGCCUUUUGUUCAGAGCCUACCUAGAGGUAUGGGACAACGGAAAGCGUUGGGAUGUCCAUAAGGCGAGAGAAUUCCUCGACAAAGCCGACAAAUACAUAGAGAAAACGGAUGCUCAACUUCAAACCGGCUACAGAGUUGUAGCACUCCUGAAUCGCAUGUGGAUCGAAUACAAAUGCCAUAAUGCACAAAGGGUAGCUGAUCUGCUCAGUAAGCUGGAUAAGUUGAGGUUACGGCAUAAAGACCACUCUGUGAUCGGUGCAGUGCACGCCACAGCCUUGACACGUCUAGGACCCCGUGUUAUGGAAACUGCUUUGCAGCUGUUCGAAGUAGCGCUGCAGAGCUUCCCGGAAAAAGGGGACUUCAUCUACGGGGCUGGGCUGAUGUCUGGCAGAAUGGCACGAUACAGGAGAAUCGACACCAAUCAAUUCGAAAAGAUGGACCAAGAAGGCCAAAGGCUCAUGAACAGUGAAAAAGAGUACUGGGAAAAGAUGAAGGCAAUCAAAAAAGAUGAAUAUCAGCUGGCCACAUCAGCUCUUGGAUUGAACCUUAGUCGACGAGGAACAGAAGACGAAAGAAGAGAAGGAUAUCGGCUUAUGAGGGAAGCUGUCAAAAAAGCCCCCCAGGUGCAAGAGGUAGUGAGAAAUUUGGCAAAAUCUUACAAAGGUAAACAGAUUGAACAGGCCAUACCAAUAUUAAAAGAUGGAAUUGAACGCAGCCCAGACUGUCAUGAAAGUCAUUUUCAAUUAGCACUAUGCUACACCAAAUGCGCUGAGAAAGACAAGGCAAUUCCGGAGAAAAAAGCCAACUGGAACAAACAAGCACUGAAAGAGCUUCAGAAAUGCCUGAAGCUCAACAAUGGUCACAAUUUGGCAAAUAUGACAUUGUGUAAAGUGCAUAGAGGUCUUGGGAACAACAAAGAAGCUGAAAAGAUCUACAAUGCCAGUUUGCAGCAGUCUGAACACCGGACAAUCGAAGACAACCUACAUCUUUACUUUGAAUAUGCUAAUUACCUCGAGUAUACCCCAACGGCUUCGGAACACGAAUCAAGGAUGGAUAUGUGGCGCAAAGUGAUGGACGCCGCAGCUUCGUUUGAAUAUCUAGACGAGGCGUCUGGUACAUGGCAAGUACGUAAGAAAGCAAGGAAGCCCAAAACGGCAGCUUACAACCAACUGCUGAAGCACUGUAAAACAAAUCCAUGCCUUGAAGUCGGAAUCCUACACUUUCAGAACUUCAGUUUUGGAAAGGCGACGAAAGAAUUAAUAAAACUUGAUACUGAGGGUGACUUCAAUAUUCCAUGGUACUUGGGACAGACAUACUGGAAGAUGGGUCUUCAAGAAGAACAACAGGCUCUGUCUAAAAAUCUCAGACCAGAAAAAGCAAAAGAGACAUUCAAGAAAGCUCACGACAAGGUUCUGGGUGCAAUGAGAUUCGGUCUGAAACAAAGGGAGAGUCGAGAGCUAUUGGCGGACAUUGCUCUAGCUAUCGCACACAAUGAGCUUCAAUUAUUGGGACAGGACACAAUACCACUGGAGUCUCAAUGCAUCGUGUCCUACAGGGAGGCUGUCAGAUGUGGAAGUCUCGUUGCGAGCUUGGAGUUACUGAGACUAGUCCAAAAAGAUAGUCUUGAAGUCACAUCAAGAUGGAUAUUCCUCCAAAUUCUUGCGGAAAUUGACGUGAGUUGCUCCCUUCGUGGUACCAAUCUUCUACAUCAAGAGGAAAAACCCUUUUCUUUUGAAAAGGGUCUCAGUAGCCGCGAUAGAGACAAAGACGCAUUGGCGUUGAAUUGUAAAACCAUCAAGCGUGAUGUGAUGGCCAUCUUGCAUCAGGAGCCGUUCUUCAGACAGGCUUGGAGGGAGCAUUUCAACAUGGAGAAAGAAAUACUCCGACACAGGUUUGAAAACAACGAAGGGGAGCUGGAGUUGGAUGGAAGGGAAGAGGACAAGAAGGAAACGUUUUCGGAUGAAAUAGUCUAUGCCGCUACCGAUUGCUGUGAGAAACUACGUCCCCUGUUGGACCGUAUUGUUGUCAGAAAAAAAGAGCUCGGCAAUGAAGAAAUGAAAAAUCAGUAUUUUCCUCUGAUACUAGAUGACAAAGCUGCGAGGGAAGCUAAAAAAAAGUUUCAGAUUUUUUUCGGGAUCGACAUGGAGAAGUAUUACCCAAAGCUCAACAAACAAAUCCUAAAGGCACAACCAGUUUUCCUUGGAACCUUGUACUCGCUGGUUAACAAGAUCAAACACAGUGACAUAGAUUUGAGCGCUAUACUAGAAACAUCCAAGGACCCAGUCACAUUGGCUCGUCAGUGCACAGAUAAAGUCGAGGAGAUCUGCAGGUUUUUCUUCAACGCCAUGAAGGAGGCCGAAGGUCUGUGGACGAACAUAAGGCAACUUGCGCGUGAUAUCGGAGAUGGCAAGUACGAGAAAGCUGAAGAGCUGCUUAGAGCGCUGUCAAGCAACAAAGACUUCGUCGUUCGGAUCGGAAGUAGGCCUACUUGGGAAUUACUUCAGGUGAUAGCGCAGAUUUGUCACAGCGGAAAAACAUCUUCAAAGGACCUCUUUUCGAAAAUGACCGAUGGAACAUGCGCCCUUACUCAAAAUCUCCGUCGGUGCCAUCGAGCUGUUGAAGACGCGCUGUUGAAGACUGACCCUCGGUCUGAGGAAGUUCGGACGGAGUGUAGAGACACAUGCAAAGUGGCCGUCGAACUACUGAAUUCAGUUUUAGCUAAACAUAAGAACCAGCAUCAAACUUCACCCCAGGAGCCGAUUGCUUUUCCCUUUCUGGAUAUGCGUCCGGAUGACGAAAUUCUUCAGCGAUACGAAUCCGACCAUUGGAAGGGGAUAGUCGAGAAGCAGCUGGGUAAAAAUGUCAGCAAGAUGCGGGUCGACAAGAAACUGGUGGACAUAAUCUUGAAGGCUCAGCCGUGCACAGAUGAGGAGAACUACCAGUUCAUUGCAAUGGAGGAAUUUCUUAAACAGUGCGAUGAAGGUGGCGACAUCCCGGGCAAAGUGUCCAUACAACCAGACAACCAGGAAGAAAAGACCUUUCAGGUUUUGGAUCUAACUCGCUGGAUCACAGACAACACCGAGAGAAUUGCCAUCAAAAUUGAUGCAGUAAAGGUAGCACGCCAGUGA
Patiria miniata (bat star) is the source of this 3666-nucleotide messenger RNA. RefSeq lists its product as uncharacterized. The coding region runs from base 1 to 3666 and encodes 1221 amino acids. The record is from RefSeq and is a predicted model, not a curated record. NCBI's taxonomy places the organism in Eukaryota, Metazoa, Echinodermata, Asteroidea, Valvatida, Asterinidae. Gene Ontology annotation, molecular function: protein binding. Gene Ontology annotation, biological process: defense response to virus. The transcript is spliced from 10 exons. Gene Ontology annotation, cellular component: cytosol.